UGAAGAAUGGAUCAGCAGUGUGUGAGAGCGUGCGAGAGAGAGAGAGAGAGAGUUUAUGAUCCCCCAGCAUACACAUUAUCAGAACAGUAUCACUUCAGAUACCAUAGGACAACAGACCAGAUUGCUAUGACAGCAGACCGACACUGAGCGACUGAAACGCAAGAAGAAGAAGAGGAAGAAGAGACAGGCAGAUCACAUAGAGCCUCUCUUUAUAAAGAGGGCACAUCGGGGGACGGACAAUAGCAGCCAACCAGAACACUGUGAAGUUUAUAAGCCUCACUUCCUCUACUUGGUACCUCUGAGGUCACCUCCCCUCCAAAGUGCUGAGAUGAUCCUGGAGGUCUGCCUGAUGCUGUGGCUGACAGGUCACGGAGUGUAUGCGGUAUUCUCACAGCAGCCUCAGGACUUGGUGGUAGUGGCUGGUCAACCCGUCACACUACCUUGCUCCAUCCCAGGAUACCAUGGAAUAGUGCUGUGGAUCAAAGACGGCCUCGCUCUGGGCGUCGGAAGAGACCUUUCAGGUUAUCCGCGUUACGCUGUGGUUGGUGAUCAUGGAUCUGGUGAGUACCAUCUGCGGAUCCAGAGGGUGGAGCUGAUGGAUGAUGCUGUGUUCGAGUGCCAGGCCAUCCAGGCUGCCAUGAGGUCCCGUCCCGCCCGACUUACAGUCCUUGUUCCACCGGAAGAUCCAGCCAUCAUUGGAGGGCCCGUGGUGAGCCUAAGAGCAGGAGACCCUCUCAAUCUGACCUGUCAUGCAGAUAAUGCCAAACCCGCCGCCUCCAUCAUCUGGAUCCGAAAUGGAGAGGUUCUGAAUGGAGCCAUGUACUCUAAGACUCUUCUUAGAGAUGGACGAAGAGAGAGCACUGUGAGCACCCUCUACAUUUCGGCCUCCAACAUUGAAUCUGGACAGAAGAUCAUCUGCCGGGCCUCCAACAAGGCUGUGCCCAAUGGCAAGGAGACCAGUGUCACUAUUGACAUCCAACACUUGCCUUUGGUUAAUCUAUCUGCGGAGCCGCAACCAGUUUUGGAGGGAAACCUAGUGAAGUUUCAUUGCUCAGCUAAAGCUAAUCCACCAGUCAACCAAUACAGGUGGGCUAAAGGAGGAAGUGUGAUAAAGGAAGUGUCUGGAGACACUUAUGAGGUCAUAGUGGACCACUCGUUCUUUACAGAGCCAGUUUCCUGCGAGGUCACUAACCCACUAGGGAGCACCAACAUCAGUCGCAAUGUGGAUGUCUACUUUGGACCACGGAUGGCUGCAGAGCCCCAGUCUUUACAGGUUGACCUGGGAUCAGAUGCCAUUUUCAACUGUGCCUGGACAGGAAACCCCUCUUUAACCAUUGUAUGGAUGAAAAGGGGUUCUGGAGUGGUGCUAAGCAAUGAGAAUAUCCUGACACUGAAAGCUGUCAGGCAGGAGGAUGCUGGGAAGUAUGUGUGCCGUGCAGUGGUCCCUCGCGUUGGUGCGGCAGAGAAGGAAGUCUCUCUCACUGUAAAUGGACCUCCAACCAUCUCCAGCACACAGACCCAUCAGGCUCCUCAUGGCGAAAAGGGACAGAUCAAAUGUUUCAUACGCAGCACGCCACCCCCAGACCGCAUUGCCUGGUCAUGGAAGGAGACUGUCCUGGAGUCGGGGACAUCAGGCCGCUACACAGUGGAGACAGUAAGCACAGAAGAUGGAGUGCUGUCCACCCUCACCAUGAGUAACAUUGUACCUGCAGACUUCCAGACCAUCUACAACUGCACCGCAUGGAACAGCUUCGGCUCUGAUACAGAGAUCAUCCGUCUCAAGGAACAAGGUGGGAGCCAAGAAUCUCUCCCUGUUGCUGUAAUCAUUGGAGUGGCAGUUGGUGCUUUCGUUGCUUUCAUCAUCCUCAUGGGAACCAUCGGAGCGUUCUGCUGCACGCGCUCUCAGAGAAAAGACACUCACCUGGUUAUGCCUACACUGCCCACCUCCAUCUGUGCUCAGCAGAGAGAACAUGCAAGCAAAAUUAAUACAGAAAAUCUCAAAGGUGUGGUAUCAGCCAAGAAUGACAUUCGUGUGGAAAUUGUGCACAAAGAUCACAACGCAGCACGAGAAAACGAGGAGCACUCUGCUAUGAAACAGCUUAUGAUUGAACGUGGAGAGUUUCAACAGGAGUCUGCUUUGAAGCAACUUGAGGUACUCCAGGAAGAGGAGAAAGAGUAUCAGCACAUCAAGGAUCCUACUAAUGGAUACUACAGUGUGAACACAUUUCAGGAGCAUCAUGGAACCCCAACCAUCACAAUGGCAGGAAACCAAACCACAGAGAUCCGCCGAGAUCCUGGCACAGCCACCACCGGCAAGCAGCGGGUACCCACGGGAAUGUCCUUCACCAACAUCUACUCUACCUUGGGUGCUGGGCCCAACCGCCUGCACGACUACAGCCAGCGGUUUGUGCUGGGCAUGGGCAGCAGUUCCAUCGAGCUGUGUGAGCGAGAAUUCCAGCGGGGAUCGAUGAGCGACUCCAGCUCUUUCCUGGACACACAGUGUGACAGCAGUGUCAGCAGUUACAGCAAGCAGGAUGGCUACAUACAGUUCGACAAGGACAGCAAGGCCUCGGCCUCCUCCUCAUCCCAUUACUCUCAAUCAUCGUCCCAGAACUCAGACCUUACGCGGCCGCUGCAGAAACGCAUGCAGACCCAUGUCUGACCAGGGCUGGCUAGAGGUGGACAGAAGACAGAUGGUUAGAGGAACCGAGCGCUGGGUUUGGCCAAAGGGGUUUGAAACUCCCCAGACAAGAAUCAGGAACCAAUUCAAGCACAUCUAGCACACCAGUUUCAUUUUAUCCUCCACUUUAUUUGCUUGUAUUUCUUCUUCAUAUUUGUCAAACUCUUUAUUUACAGCCUUUCCAUUUUCAGAUACUUGCUUGAGCCCAUGGACUACCUUUCCCAAUGCCCUAAAUGUCUGGGCCAAAAACUUCCUCGAACAAUCAUGUGCCACAGUGACGUUUCUUGCCAAUGUAGAAAUAUACAAGGACCUGAGAACUGAACCAGUGUCCUUACUUUAGUUCCCUUGACAGCUUUGAAUGAGUGAACUUGUCAGAGGGAACACAUAGCAACAGGGCUUGUAAAAAAAGCACAUAUAAGGUAUUUUAAGAGAGCUGAUGAAGGCUACUCUCCUAACCUCUGUAGUCCAGACACUCCAUUCCAUUAUUAGAAUACAAUGCUCUGUUGCUCCUGUACAGUUACGCAUAAGUUGUAUGUACGAUUUCUAAAUGCCUCUCCUUUAGCACAGCUAGCUAAACAAAAGGAUAAAAAGAAAGGUAAAAAAGGACAUGUAGGAGCUUAAUAUCUAAUGUCAGUCAGAAUCUUUGGAUUCCAGUCCAAGGUUGUUCUGACCAAAAACAUUGAAAAGUUCAGAUUGAAAAUUGUUCUGAGCUGUCGGUUUUCCAAUCAGAUAUAAUGUAUAUUUGUGUACUUUGUUGUUCUUUAUUUCUUACUGAACGUUCUUUAUUUUAAAAGUUUUAACAUCAAGGAUUAUAAUUACUGGCUAUUGGACUUGACACUGGGGAAUUAACACUGGGGACUGAGAUGAUUAUUUAAUCUCUUCUACUUUGCCUUAAGUGGGACUUCGUAAGGUGUGCCGACAUUUCUGUCAAAUAUGUGGCAAUAAGAGGAUUUUUAUUUUAUUUUAUUUUUUAAUAGUAAUAUUUCUGCAGGGGUUUGGUUUGGUGUGAAUGAUGCACUGAUGAUUGGAACAAUAAUGUUGCUUGGAUUUUAAAAAGAAAAUAUGCACUAUGUCUUAUGUCCUGUUAUGUGAAGUCAAAUUAUACUGCUUAAAAUCAUCCUUCCAAUUCAUAACAUGUCAUCAUAGCUUGUUACACAGUGCUAGAUAUAUUUUCAAAUUGCUUUUUUAUUGCAGUUAAAACACAAAUUUAGUUCACAGUAAAUUGAGAUCUAGAUGACACAAUGUACAUUUUGCUCUGCUUUAAAACUUCUGUCUACUGUGGUUGGCAUUGGACUGCAUUGCGUACUCUCACUGUUAUAAGUGAGCAAAUUGUGUACAUUUUUGGAAUGGGGUGUGGGGGGUGGGCAUUAAUGCUUAAUGUAAAUUUAUGUUCUUUUCUUUUCUGUUUUUUUUUUUUUUUUAGUAUUUUAGUCUACAGAACUGACAUUGCAACCUAUGGAACUACUGAUAACUCGAGCGCUUCUACACUUGUAUGAUAAAAUCGCUCAUGGUCUCAAAUCAGUGUACUGAAGAAUUAUUUAAAAUAACAGAGAUCAAGCUAGCAUUGCAAAUUACAUGGGAUGUGCAGAGAGACACAAACAGAUAUUUAAAACCAUAAUCUGCAACCAUGUGAUGUCAGAAAUUUGGCAGAUUACACUGCCCGAUAAAGCACAUUUUCAUGGCAGGAGUUGAAGCUCCAAAACAAGAAACCAGUUCCAUCGUUUUGCUAACUGCACAUCCAUAGACAUAUUUCUGGCUGUUAUUAAAUGUUUUGCAUCCUUUGCAAAGUACGAAUCUGCUUGGGUUCUUCACAAAUGUUUGCAAUUCUGUGACUUCUGCCACAAAUCCAAUUAUUUUGGUCCAUUUACUUUGCGAAAUGACAUCAGAUUUUGAUGCAUACAAUUGAUUAGAUUAUUUGCUCUAAUUCUUGAGGCAUUCAAUGGUUUGGUUAUUGGUAUCCUGGGGGAGAAAUAUUCAGCCAAAAAUAAAUAAAUAAUCAAAACUGUGGCAGCACAUCUCCAGUACUAGAGAAGGGAACACAGCCAUUAUCUAUGUGGUGUUAUAUUAAGUGGCAUAAUUGUAUGAAAUUGCCAGUGACCCCUUAAAACAAGGUUCAGACUUGUCCUAGUAUGUGCAGCAAUUGUGCUUACACCAAAUGAUACCAAAACGUCUCUCGCUACCAAUGUUUUCUUCGGUUAUAGAGCGCUGAAUCUACAUUUAGGUGAUUAACCCCUCUGGUCUGAGUCUGUACUACCCCGCGACUGCACAAACACAGAUUGGGCAUGAAAGCUAUCAGAGUGUUUUCUUAUAAAAGCUUCCAACUCUCCACUCUUUUAUCUCCUCUUCAAGUUAUCUCCCAUUCUCCUCCACUCAUAAAGAUAAAUAUGACCAGAGGUGAUUCCCUCAUAAAAAACGAGUAGCAACUGUGAGAAUCUCUCACUUGAACUAUGAAGAUCUUGAGGUUUUAACCCAGAGGAAGUGUUUUGAUUUGCACCAACCUGACAAUCCCUCCCUGCCAUCCGAGUACAAGAAACACUGCGAGCGUGACACCACUGAGUCAGUCAGUGCUGUAAGCACUUUAUGUAUGAUUAUAUUUGUGGCAUUUCAAUGGGUUUCAUACAUGAGUGCUGUUGGAUGAGUCUAAUUUUACAAAUGGAUUGGUGCCCAUUGUGAGGCUUAACCACAACACUUGCUACACUGUACUGUAUAUAAAUCCCUCAUGCUCUCUGUUUGUAAAUUUGUAGUUAUUUUGCUUUGUUCCUCAGUCAAUUUGAGUAGUAAAGGGCAGAAAGCAAAUUGUGCCAUUGAUACUGUACAAAUGAUCACUCUUUAUUUUAUUUCUCUCCGCUGACAUCAUUGCCAGUGAAGCUUACUUUGGCUGUGCCGUUUAAAAUUGAGUGUUCACAUGUGACUUACCCUGGCCUAUCUCUCAAGGAAUAAACAAUUGUAUAAAGUAGAUCUGCAAAGUACUAAAAUAAUUUUCACUUCUUUAAUACUGUUAUCAAUUUUAGAUGUGGACUUUAAUAGUAAUGGAGGCAUAUCAGUCAGAGCUUUUUUCAUAUAUGUUAAAUUAAUACAUUCUAAAAUAAUUUUAAACACAGUUUGUUUACCAUAUAUGGUGUGCAUUAUGGUCAAGUGAUGGAAUACUUUAAUUUAAUGAUAUUCUAUUAUAUUUAUUUAAUUAUGGAUUAUGUUCAAUAAACAAUUUUUUUUAUUUAUUUUUUUUAUUGGGAAAUAAUUUUGGACAAUGCUGCCAUAUUGCAAUUAUUUUCGUAUUUUUAUUUUUUUCUUAAAAAGUAUCAAUUUCUCUUCUAAUUAAAUUCUUGUUUCUUUUAUGAAUUUAUAUAUUUAUUCGAUUAUAAAUUAUCAUCAAUCAACAUUUUUAACCAAAUUAUUUACAUGACAUGCCAGUCAAUUAAUGGCAUAUCAAUAUUUGCUGAGAAAGGCCCCCAAAUAAAGAUAAUUCAAUAUAGAUUCAUAAUUCAAGUAAUUAUAUAUAUAUAUAUAUAUAUAUAUAUAUAUAUAUAUAUAUAUAUAUAUGUGUGUACUUUAAUUACAGAAUUUCAUACUGGUCUGGAGGCAUGAUUAAAGGUGCUGUAAGCGAUCCCUUAAAGAUAUUAAUGAAAUAAGUGCUCUGAGAUAUCUCACCGGUCUUUGUGACAGCUGUAGACUUUAUAAACAGCAAAUAAAAAUGUGUCUGUGAACCACAGAUAUUGACACUUUUCACCUGUUAAUCAUUUUGUUUGUUGUCAUAGUGUUGUAUUUGAAGCGGAUCAUUGAGGCUAUGAUUCACAAUGUUUGUCAGUUGAGGGUGCUAUUGUGCCACUGUUGAAUUUGACAGCCACAGAAACAUACAAUGCUGCUUUUUUACUAUGUUUUGGUCUCAAAAUUAUCUUUGGAGGGCGGGGUUUUGGAAUGUGUCAUAUUGAGAGAAUAGGCUACUUAUUAGUUAAUAUUGCCCUCAAAAGCCUAGCUCACCCUCACUGUUAAAGUCAAAUGUCAUGUGGCUUAAAAACAGCAUAUUGUAUUGGUUUGUUUAAAGACUGCUCCAUUAAUUCCAACAAUGCAAUUUUUUGUAUUUUCAUUUUCUUAUUUAUAAUUCUUAUUUUUAAUUUAUUUAUUUUUUUCUGAGAAAGUGUUAGAAAACAAUAUGUUGCCAUAUGGCAAUACCAUUUCAUAGAGGGUCAAUGAUGUGAUGGCCACAUUAGGAUAAUGCUAUUCAUAGUGCUGGACAAUGAAGAAAAAAACAGUUACCCCUUAACCAUGGCACUCUACUCUACUUGAAUUAAGGGCCACUGCGUUAAUUUCCACUUUACAAUGCUAAUAAAUCCAUAUGGAUAUUAAUUAUUUGGCAUGAACAUAUGUGAUAGCAAAUAAUGCUAUAUGGAAUGGUUUACGCAAGUUGUUAGAAACUUAAAACAUGGCACACUCCCAAAAAAUGAGUUCCAGUGUUCUACAGUCACCAUUCAUGUAAAGAAGCUCCUAGUAUUUGCUGGAAUCAGAGUGGUGGCAGCACUCAGUGCUGUUUGUAUACAAAAUAGUACACCUCUUAUCAUCCAGCCUGGUGAGUUUCAAUGCCUUCUCCCACUGGACCACAACUCUUACCUACUGCAAACAAUCAAUGGUCAUAUGCUUACAAACAAACCAAACAGAUGAACAAAUACCACUCCAGAUGAUAGGGCAGGGUCUUUGCCAGCAGCAGACAGCAGACUACAUUUAUGGGUAUUCCAUUCGUCCCCUGACAUUUCAGCACAGCCAGGCAGGCUACUGGCUGAUGAAAUGAAUUGUUAUUUGAUGAAUUGACAAUACUGUUUUAUAUAAGCUUCUCCAUUAUGGUGAUCCCAUAGUUCAAGCUUUGUUUGAGGACGGUCAUAAUCGAGACUGCAUAGGCAGAUUAAUUAGUAAUAAUUUAUGUACUCUGCAGACACAUUGUACUGAUUUGUGCUGUUGAAAUGUUGCUCAAUCUGAAUUUAGAAAACAAAUGAGAGAGUAAUAUAACGUACAAAAGUGUGAGUCCACUUGUGAAAAUGUUUAUAUUUUGCAUUUUUCCAAGAAGUUAACAUGGGCAAUGUCGCAAAUGUGCUAAUUUCAUUUGUGACCGGGAAAUAGUGCAGUACAUUGGAUAUUUCUGUAUUCAUUUUACAUCAUCACAUUUCUUUGUUUUUUUUUUUUUUUUACAAUUCUAAAACUUUGUUUAAAUUAGAUUUUGAAUUCCAGAUUUGCAAUGUGAACUCAAAUAAUUGAAUGGCACUGGUGAUGGGCAGCUCUCUCUAAAAUGGUUUGUGACACAAAUGGGUUGUGUCUUUUCUUCAUGUCACAAGCACCUUCUACAUAAGAUUUUUAUUUAUUUAUAAUUUCAGUGACAUGCUAAAGCUGUAACAAAGAUGGUGUGUACACAUAAGUCAGGAAAAUCAAUUUAGCAGUUUUGAGGUAAUUAUAAUGCCAUGUACUGGGGUUUUAUAUAUAUAUAUAUAUAUAUAUAUAUAUAUAUAUAUAUAUAUAUAUA
Myxocyprinus asiaticus (Chinese sucker) is the source of this 8186-nucleotide messenger RNA. RefSeq names its product kin of IRRE-like protein 3. The record is from RefSeq and is a predicted model, not a curated record. Bases 329 to 2662 code for a protein of 777 amino acids. Gene Ontology annotation, molecular function: cell adhesion molecule binding. Lineage: Eukaryota; Metazoa; Chordata; Actinopteri; Cypriniformes; Catostomidae. Gene Ontology annotation, cellular component: cell-cell junction. The transcript has 16 exons. Gene Ontology annotation, biological process: synapse assembly; cell-cell adhesion.